Messenger RNA from Naegleria lovaniensis, 1437 nucleotides. RefSeq lists its product as uncharacterized. The transcript has 2 exons. The record is from RefSeq and is a predicted model, not a curated record. Lineage: Eukaryota; Heterolobosea; Eutetramitea; Acrasida; Naegleriidae. Bases 1 to 1437 code for a protein of 478 amino acids.
AUGUCACUGGCUAAUUCAACCAUUGUUUCACUUCAUAAAGUUCCUCGGGUCGCAAAAAUCGCCGUUGUAUUACUCGUAUUCGUUUGCAUGAUCUCAAUGUUCAUCGGAGUGAUGUAUAAUCGAACGAACCCGUCAUCCACAUUGUUAGCUUCAUCAUCUGGAGCAUUCCAUAACUCCGAGUCGGGUGUUACUUCAAAUACUGAAGCAACUUCAAAACAAGUUGCAAAGCCACUCACGUAUUGGACAGGAAUUGAUAAACAAUUUUCGAAAGCAAGAAUUGCUGAAUUUAUGAGUAAAUUGAAACCUGAUCCCAAAUAUGAGCAAGUGUAUGGAGACAAAGUCAUGACAUGUUUCACAAAACAACAACAUUCUCUGACUUGUGGAUUGACCAAUCAGUUAUUUGAGUUGAUUACUUGUAUGGCCAUUACUGCCAAAGUUGGUGCCAAGAAGUUUAUCAUUCCAUCCAUGUGUACAGAUGGUAAUUGGGGAUUAUGUUACUGUCAAGGAAAUGAUCGAUUUUCUAAAUUCUUUGAUUUGGAACGAACUAAAAAGUUAGCACAAGAACGAUUUGGUAUUUCCAUGAUGGAAUACGAGGAGAGUUCUGAAUUGUUAAAAAACUCUUCUGAAGAAUUGUUCGCUCUUCAAGAUCAAACCUUGGGUCAAAAAACACUCACUGAAGCAGUAGAUAUUAUUCACCAAAAAGCAAUGGAGAAACCAGGUUAUUUAAAUCAUGCAGUGAUUAAUCUUGGUUAUGUAUGGGGAAGAUGGAGAGGAUUAGAUAUUGAGGAAGAUAUGCUCUAUGUGUUAUUCUUUGACUUGUUCACACCAUCUGCUAUUUCGAGAAGAGUUAUGGAAGAUUGGAAAUGGAAAACUGAACUCGACUCAAAAGGACCCUUAAUUGUCAUUCAUAAUCAAAUUCACACUCCCAAUCAAAACCCCAAUAGUUAUCCAGGAUGUCAACGUACCAUGAAUACUGACUUUAUUUCUGUAUUUUUAGGAGAUUUUCUUUUCAAAGAUAAGGAUUACAGAGUAUUAAUGGUUGGUGCCGGAUUCGAAGCUCUCACCGUUGAAAGUUUGAGAUUGACCGAACUUUCCUCAGUGCACAAAGUUCAUGUCUAUCCUCAAUUUGAUAUUAUGAGAACAACUGCCAAUCAUCAAUUGCACAAUUCCUUGUAUGCAUUUUGGUUUGCCAUCGAAUCUGAUUACUUUAUCGCUACGACGUGUGAAAGUCAAUUCUUGUCACACAUUUUCAUGAUUCGAAAAUUCUUAGGAAAACCAACCUGCUCGAUUGCUGACGUUUCAAAAACCAGUUAUCCUGAUGCUUACCCAGAAAAGUAUUUCAAAGAAAGUGCUGAACAUGCUGCCUAUCGAUUCCCACAUCCAUACCGUGGCUCUUUCUUCACAGUGGAGCGAUGUAAAUUCCCUCUCAAGCUUUAA